AUGGUAAACUUCUCCUCAGCUAAUUCACCAAAUAUUACAAAUACAACCAGUAGAGAAGGAGACACAGCAGAUGGCCCUUCGGUGGCUGAUGCUAUAAUUGUAAUCAUCAUUAACACCAUCACUUGUCCCUUCACAGUUCUACUCAACGUAUUGGUGAUAAAAGCUGUGAAAUCGACGCCUCGACUCCGUACCAACAGCAACGUUUUGCUGGCCUGUUUAGCGGUGACUGACGCCCUAACUGGUCUCCUUGGCCAACCAUUGUUUGUCCUGUGGAAGAUUUUCCUAUUAUUCGGUCUCAGUGACAGUGGAACAUUUGAAAUUUGUUUUUCCACAACUGCGAUUGUGAUUGUAACAGCUUCAUACUUUCAUCUGAUGCUGGUUACUCUCGAGAGACUCCUUGCGAUCAAAUUUACGAUGCAGUACCCAAACAUUAUAACUGAUGAAAAAAUGAAGAGAGCAGUGUUAGUAGUUUGGAUCCUUGCUUUUAUCCUUGGGGUUUUUAGAGUUCUAAAAAUGUCCCUAGUUGUACAUUCUUUGUCUCUCCUCCUGACUCCUUCGUGCAUUCUUUUCCUUGCCUUCGCCUACUUCGUUAUGUAUCGAGAAACACGUCUUCAACAAGAAAAGAUUAAAACUCAACAAUUGCCCCAACAAGAAGUGGAAAGAUUUAACAAGGAGAACAAGGCGCUUAAAACAACUGUGUUUGUAGUUGGUGCUGUUAUUUUUUGUCUUCUGCCACUUUGUUUCUGUCUUAUUCUUUUAGUUACAUGCUUUUGUGAUAUUUGCUAUACCAUUGCACCGGUGACGCAAACAUGUGCCAUGUUAAACUCACUUGUUAAUCCACUGAUUUACUGCUGGAGACAAAAAGAAAUGAGGAAGGUCAUAUUUCGAUUGAGAACGCAGGUCGCGGAUGCAGGUAUCCAGUGAAGGAGGGCAAUGUAAAAGAAAUGGUUGACAACUUAAUAAGUAAACGUGUGAAAUUUUGCUUUCGCCUUUUAAGCCACUGGAUGAACAAAACUCUGUGGUUAUUGGCUUUUUGACCGUUAAAUUUUUGAUCACGACUGGUGAUCUAUGAAAAGCAUGCAUAUUUCCCCAGUGUAAGAUUAAGAUCAAAGCGGCCACAAAAAAAUGAAUGAGCUAUCCACAAUUUAUGCAGUACACUUCAGUAAGUCUUUAGCUCACUGUACCAGCUUAAAUUAGCCCAUAAAAGGUUAUUGCCAGUAUUCAUGCCAACUUUCUAAUCUUUCCCUAUUCUUAUGUAAUACUUUUUUCGUUUAUUCUGCUUAUUUAACCUUCCUCAAGUAGCACCAAAGGUGUAUUUUUAACUCCCAAUAACAUGCAACCCGUUCACUCGUAUGCAGAUAAAUUUUUUUGAUUGGCCUUCCGGCCACACGUACCCAGUGAAUACGGUUGAUGAUUUUGCAACCUUUUUGAAAACGUAUACAGUGACGUAACGAUGUCACAUCAAGUCCUUCGUGCGGGAGACAUUACAAUAUGGCAGCCGACAGAGAUCUUUUUUUUUAGACUUCCGAGCGACACGUGUUGAAACUUCAACUUAACAAACACAAAUACCGCUUAUAUUUAUUGCAGGCUCAAGUUUCUUGAUAGUGCGCAUGCUCUGUUGAAAAAAAGCGUUAAUUUAUCCAGAUACAUAUCGGGCAGGUGAGGACAGACUAAAACGAUUCGAUUGGGGUAUUUGCGGACGCGAAUUUUUUUGUAAAUAUGCAUUGAAAAAGUUGCAGAUUGAAAAAUAUCCAGAUAUGUGUGGACAUGGCCAUAAACAUAAUUAUCGAUUAUAUAAAUUUCAACUGCUGUAAUUUAUGCGCGAGGAAAAGUCAAAUGGGAACACGUGCACAUAAAAGUGAAGCGCAUCGAUCACUUAGGCCCUUAUCCACUUGACUCAUUGCUUGCUGUACAAAUGAUUUUGAAAAAGCAAAUCAUUUGACUUAAUUUUUAUGGCCAUUGCUUCCUAUGGAGGCGAAGCCAUAAUGUUGAUCUGUUGAGUGAUUGAGAAUACGAAUACAAUACGAAUGCAAUAGAAUACGAACGACCUCUUCGUCUACAAAGAAGUCUGCCGAGUUUUAGACGAUAUUCCUAGCUUUUGGCUCUUGUUUGUUUCAGAACAUCUUUGGUCUUUCAACGCUCAAUUGGUGACGAUUUCUUAAAAAUGUUUCGAAUGUUACACGGAAUAUUAGCAGAUGUUCAAACUGUUUUUCGGUGCUACUUACUGUUUGUCUUGUAGUGUACUACUGAAGACGAUGAACAUCCCACAAUCAUUUCAGAAUGGCAAGUGAAAAAGAAAAAGCUUUAUCUUGCAGAAAUGACUUGAAUAGAGUGAUCUGCUCAUCAUAAAAAAUUUAGAGGUAAAACUUUUUCUUUAAAGAGGGAGUAUAUUACAGUUUAAAUCAGCGAGUUAAUCCCAAUAGAUCCGAAGAUAUAAAUGUUUUUAAUUCUCACUGUGACACUACAAUAAAUGAUGAACAUCACAAAAUAAUUUCACAGAAGCUUCUCCGAUACGUUAUAGAAAAAAAGACUUUCCUUGCAGAAAUAUCUAAAUAGGUUUGAUCUGCACAUCGUGGCAACGUUUUUUAUAUUUUACUGAGUAUUACAAAGUGUUAGUUUGAUGCGAUUAAAGGAAAAGGCUAAAUGAAACGAAUAAAGAUGAACGAUGUAACACCAGAGAAAGAUUAAUAUUUUACAGGUUGGCCAAGAAUAGGGGUAAAUUCCACGUUUAAACUUUUUCUCUCUGGUCAAUCCUGAUGCUUGUAAUCAUGAAUUCGAAUUUGAUAAAGAGCAUUUGCUUAAGAUCAUUAUUGAACUGAAUUGUUAUUUCUUAAUUCUACUCUGUAUUAAGCGGAACCGUACAAAGUGGUCACCUUGUGUUAGGCAGUCAGUUUUCGUUUAUAGUUUUGCGUUUCCGAUUUGCUUUGUUCUCUAUUGUUCCUGUGCACAUGUGGACGGAGUACUCAUUCCCAGGCGAUUUUGAAAUUAUUACAAAAGAAAAGUCAGAUUUCUUCUGCUUUUAUCUUCCGCCGAUUUCAUGCGAGGUUAAACGUCUGAAAGAAACAGUGUUUUACGACAAACCUAGUUUAUUUGGAGUAAGAGUCGAAUCUAACAUGGCAAACUUCUCCUUGGCUAAUUCUACAAAUGUUACAAAUAUAACCAGUAGAGAAGGCGACAAAGCAGAUGGCCCUUCGGUGGCUGGUGCUAUAAAUGUAAUCAUCAUCAACACCAUCACUUGUCCCUUCACAGUUAUACUCAAUCUACUGGUGAUAAAAGCUGUAAAGUCGACGCCUCGACUCCGUACCAACAGCAACAUCUUGCUGGCCUGUUUAGCGGUGACUGACGCCUUAACUGGACUCUUUGGCCAACCAUUGUUUGUCCUGUGGAAGAUUUUCCAAAUAUUCGGUCUCAGUGAUAGCGGAACAGUUGAAAAUUGUUAUGCCACAGCUGUAAUUGUGUAUGUAACAGCUUCAUACUUUCAUCUGAUGUUGGUUACUCUCGAGAGACUCCUUGCGAUCAAAUUUACGAUGCAAUACCCAAACAUUGUAAAUGAUGAAAAAAUGAAGAGAGCAGUGUUAGUAGCUUGGAUCCUUGCUUUUAUCAGUGGGGUUUUUAGAGUUCUAAAAAUGUCCUUAGUUUUACGUUCUUUGUCUGGCCUUUUCAUCUUUUCGUGUAUUCUUUUCAUUGCUUUCGCCUACUUCGUUAUGUAUCGAGAAACACGUCUUCAACAAGAAAAGAUUAAAACUCAACAAUUGCCCCAACAAGAAGUGGAAAGAUUUACCAGAGAGAACAAGGUGCUUAAAACAACUGUGUUUGUAAUUGGUGCUGUUGUUGUUUGCCUUCUGCCACUUUGUUUCUGUCUUAUCGUUACUGCUACAGGCCUUUGUGAUAUUUGCCCCAUUCCCAAAACUUUGACGCAAACGUGUGCCAUGUUAAACUCACUUGUUAAUCCACUGAUUUACUGCUGGAGACAAAAAGAAAUGAGGAAGUUCAUAUUUAGAUCGAGAACGCAUGUCGUGGAUACAGGUAUCCAGUGA
Molecule: messenger RNA, 4037 nt
Organism: Pocillopora meandrina
Lineage: Eukaryota; Metazoa; Cnidaria; Anthozoa; Scleractinia; Pocilloporidae
Source: the annotation of a GenBank genome assembly